This is a messenger RNA of Diaporthe amygdali, 1863 nucleotides long. RefSeq lists its product as uncharacterized. The coding region runs from base 1 to 1863 and encodes 620 amino acids. Gene Ontology annotation, molecular function: RNA polymerase II cis-regulatory region sequence-specific DNA binding; DNA-binding transcription factor activity, RNA polymerase II-specific. NCBI's taxonomy places the organism in Eukaryota, Fungi, Ascomycota, Sordariomycetes, Diaporthales, Diaporthaceae. The record is from RefSeq and is a predicted model, not a curated record. Gene Ontology annotation, biological process: regulation of transcription by RNA polymerase II. The transcript is spliced from 3 exons.
AUGGCAUCGGACAACGGGCCCAUCGCGACAGCACUCCCUUCCAUCACCGCCGCCGCCGCCGCCGCCGCCGCAUCACCACCACCACCUCCUCCUUCUCUACCACAGCAGCAGCAGCAGCAGCAACUCGCUCCAGCUCCACCCUCGACCGCGUCUCCAGAUCCUAGCGCUAGUGAAAUCAAUCAGUCGUCUCUCAAGCGGCCACGCGACGAAUCACCCUCCUCGCCCACUUCCCCCGUUACCGGCCGGCUCGCCCGCGAGUAUUCUCCAGCCAAAGUCGCUCGCCUUGGCCUGUCGGCACAAGUGUCUGCGCCGCUCCAACUCACCGGCGUCGCUGCGCUUGAGGAGGAGCGACGCCGUAGGGAGGAGGAGCAAAGGCGCAACCCGCCCGGCGUCAGUGAGAACCCGAACCAUAGGACCUUGAAUGAGCUGCUGUCGGGGGGGAAUAUGGCUAUAAGUCGCCCACAAGAUGCGCCAGCAAACAUGGAGGAAAUGGCCCUCGCUGCCGAGGCCACCAAGGCUCUCGGUGGGCCAGUCACGAUACCACAACCCAACGUGUCCGACGCGAGGACAGACAUCAGUCCUCAUAGCUCAAGUGGCCCUACCGGCACCGCUGGAGCCCAACUCGUUCUAAACAGCCCGGCCCCUAUGGAGAUUGACUCCCGGGACGAGCGCCAACUGAUCCUGCCGCAGCCCGAGGCGCACAUGGAGGAAAAGACACCGACCUCGCUCUCCUUCCCUGGAGUCUUGCAGCCUGGCUCGGCAAUGGGCGCCCCAGCUCCUCCAGAUCGCCACUACAGCCUGCCAAACAAUGGAGAAUCUGCCUCCACGUCGAAUAAAAAGCACAAGUGCCCGUAUUGUGACACCGAGUUCACGCGCCAUCACAAUUUGAAGAGCCACCUGUUGACCCACAGCCAAGAGAAGCCCUACCUGUGCCAGACCUGUAAUCUGAGGUUCCGGCGGCUGCACGACUUGAAGCGGCAUGGAAAACUACAUACGGGCGAGAAACCUCACGUGUGCCCAAAAUGCGACCGCAAGUUUGCGCGUGGAGAUGCGCUGGCUCGCCACAGCAAGGGGGCUGGCGGUUGCGCCGGUCGCAGGGCUUCCGUGGGGAGCUAUGGCGAACAGGGCGAGUAUGAUGGAAUGUCUCGGAACGAAGGUGACGAUGCAUCACUGGCUCUCUACGAAGGCAAUGGCGAUGUGGAUAUGGCCGACCAAGAACAUCGCCGAGUUAGCCUGCCAGCAAUGAAGGCGCAACCUACUGCUAGCUCUCCUGAACCUGUGGGACCUCACUCUCGCACGUACCCUCCUGUUGGGCCGAGGACAGGGCCACCAGGAGUCUUUUACCCUCCAUCCGGCGAGCGCGGUGGCAUCAAUGCUAGUUCAAACGCACCUCCCUCAAGUAUGGUCAACAGUAUUGCGGGCAUCACCGAAAGCCCCAAGCCUUUGAGCCCUGCUGUACACGAUCAAAACGCCGUGACCCGUCAGCACUCCCCUGGUUCAACCAGCCAGUAUCAACAGCAGCCGUAUACUCGGCGUGUGUCUGAGAGAGAGAUAGCUCCCGGAGCACCGCUACCUCCACCACAAGGGCCACCCAACCACGUAAACAGUGCUGAUGGCUCCGCAAACUUGUUUGCGCAAGGCGAGCAGGGUUUGUGGGCCUAUAUCCAGCAGCUCGAGGAGAAGGUCAAGGAUCAGCAUGAGUGGCGUAUGACUGCAGAGGCAACUUCCAAGGACCUCAACUUGCGGCUUGCGAGGGUAGAGAGACACAAUGCCGAGCUGACGGAUGAACUCAGCAACCUGCGUCGGACGAUCGAGUUGUCUAGAGGUCGUCGGCCAAGCAAUGGUGGAGCAGCACCCGCCUGA